Acanthamoeba castellanii str. Neff is the source of this 882-nucleotide messenger RNA. RefSeq lists its product as uncharacterized. The coding region runs from base 1 to 882 and encodes 293 amino acids. Lineage: Eukaryota; Discosea; Longamoebia; Acanthamoebidae. The record is from RefSeq and is a predicted model, not a curated record. The transcript has 7 exons.
AUGGAUGCGAUCCUCACCAUAGCGCUGCGCCACGUGCGCGCCUUCUUGGAGGGCACACGCGAUUGCAUGAGAGACAUUGCAGACAUGGGGAUUUCGUCCUGCUUCCGCUCCUGGUCGCACCUCUUCUUCUACUUGGGCAAGAUAUUGCCCGGGUGCAUCACAGCGGCCCAAGAGGGCGAAGUGUCCGAGGAUAAUCAAUCGGCACGAGAGUGCAUUGUGGAGGUCCUACAGAUCAUCGACACAGUGAUCACCACCGUAUUCAUCACCGCCAAGCAAUUUCGCGAGAGGCCGGAGUACCCUGUGACCAUGGUCCGCUUCUUCGAGUUCAUCAGUGUCAUGCUGCCGCUCUUUUCUUCCGUCUGGGACGCUGGCUGGGACGAGAGGCUUCAAAGCGACGAGGCUCCGUUGGUAGCCACCCACGACCAAUGGUUUUCGGACUUCUUCCGCUUUGCUGCGGAGAGUGACGCUGGCCUGGACAAGCAAGGACUGUACCUCCUCUCCUUCCAAAAGGACUUGUGCAAGAAUUUGCUUCGGGGCGGCACUCUGCUCGAUGACCAAAAGAAUGAGCUGGCCGCCUUCUUCCCAGGAGUCAGUGGCAAUCUUGGCCUGGAGUGGCACACCAACCUGCCUUCGAGUCUGGGUGCUUUCAAACCCGCGAAGGAGAAAGAAAAGGAGGAGGAAGAGAAGGAGGAGGAUGAGAAGGAGGAGGAAGAGGGCGACGAGAAUGGCGACCUCGAGCACACAAACCAAACCGCCCUCGACCAGUACCACCUCUUCGUUGCUAUCGAGUUGGCUGAGCAAGAAGGAAGCCAAGCCGGCUUCCAGCACUUUCAGAUCACCGUCGGCGGCCCUUCAAAUGUGGGCUUCAUCUGCACCGGCUAA